Camellia sinensis is the source of this 1778-nucleotide messenger RNA. Its product is annotated as phosphoribulokinase, chloroplastic. The record is from RefSeq and is a predicted model, not a curated record. Gene Ontology annotation, biological process: carbohydrate metabolic process. NCBI's taxonomy places the organism in Eukaryota, Viridiplantae, Streptophyta, Magnoliopsida, Ericales, Theaceae. Gene Ontology annotation, molecular function: phosphoribulokinase activity; ATP binding.
ACUCUUUUCCCCCACCUUAAAAUUACCCACGGAGUUGUCCAAAACAAGGGGGUUUAGUCACAGAGAAACACAUAGACACAUCAUUCAAUUCCCCCAUAAAAAAUCAAACACUUCCCAUCCUUCAAAACUGCCAUCUGUUUCUGCAACCAAAACCUCUUUAAUUUGUUUCUCGGACUUUUUCCUUCGGACAUCGAAAGAAAACUACCAAAACCCAUUUCAUGUCACCUCCCAAACCAAGCUAAGUAUUCCACUCUCUCUCUCUCUCUCUCAAAUUCCUUUUUCUGGGUAAAAUGGCAACCUGCAAUGUCUACACUAUCCAAUCCCUCAACUCCUCUACUUGCUCAAUCUCCACCUCCACAAAUACCCAAUUGGGUUUUCACCAGAAACAGCUACUCUUCUACACCACUAGCAACACCACCACCAUGAGAGGCUGCAGUGGCGGCGGCGGCAAUUCAAUAACAUGCUCAGCUGAUGGCAAGACAGUGGUGAUAGGUUUAGCAGCUGACUCGGGUUGUGGGAAGAGCACGUUCAUGAGGAGACUAACAAGUGUGUUUGGAGGUGGUGCUGAGCCACCAAAGGGUGGGAAUCCAGACUCAAACACACUCAUCAGUGACAUGACCACUGUGAUUUGUUUGGAUGAUUAUCACUCACUUGACAGGACUGGGAGGAAAAAGAAGGGAGUGACUGCACUUGAUCCAAGAGCCAAUGACUUUGAUCUAAUGUAUGAGCAAGUUAAGUCACUCAAGGAUGGGAUUGCUGUUGAUAAGCCUAUUUAUAACCAUGUCACUGGUCUUCUUGACCCUCCUGAGCUCAUCAAGCCUCCUAAGAUUCUAGUCAUUGAAGGAUUGCACCCAAUGUAUGACGAACGUGUGAGGGACAUCUUGGACUUCAGUAUCUACUUGGACAUCAGCAAUGAGGUUAAAUUCGCAUGGAAAAUUCAGAGGGAUAUGGCAGAACGCGGACACAGUCUUGAGAGUAUAAAAGCUAGUAUUGGAGCCCGAAAGCCCGAUUUUGAUGCUUACAUUGAUCCACAAAAGCAAUAUGCCGAUGCUGUGAUUGAAGUGUUGCCCACCCAACUCAUUCCAGAUGACAAUGAGGGCAAGGUUUUGAGAGUAAGGUUGAUAAUGAAAGAAGGGGUGGAGUAUUUCACCCCAGUUUACCUGUUUGAUGAAGGCUCUACUAUCUCAUGGAUACCAUGUGGGAGGAAGCUGACAUGCUCGUACCCUGGCAUCAAAUUUUUCUAUGGUCCCGAUGCUUACUUCAGUCACGAGGUGUCUGUGUUGGAGAUGGAUGGCCAAUUCGACAGACUAGAUGAGCUCAUUUAUGUUGAGAGCCAUCUCAGUAGCAUCUCUACCAAGUUUUAUGGUGAAGUCACACAACAAAUGUUGAAGCACGCCGACUUCCCCGGCAGCAACAAUGGAACUGGUCUCUUCCAGACCAUAAUUGGAAUGAAGAUCCGAGACCUGUAUGAGCAAAUUGUUGCCACUAAGGCUGCAGCUCCUUCAAAAGCUAAAAAAUUCUAAAGUAUGCCUUGAAUAUUAAGCUAUAGAGAACCAAUUCGUCAUAUAUUAUCCCUACUCCACUGGACUUUUUCUCUCAUUUUUCUCCAGAUUUUCUUGUCCCGUCCCUCUAAGGCUCCACUAAUAAGAACUAGAAACAUUUCAUUUGUAUUUAUGUCUAGUUGGAACUUUGUGGAGACUUGUAAUAUAGAGAAACGAAAGCAGAUAUGAAAUUCAGUUAAGAAGAUCAAGGAAACCUUUCGGCACAUUGUUUACUUA